AUGACCGACACCCAGAAUAUCUCGAAGCCCCUCGUGAACAGUGAGGCCCUGAGCUUCAUUGUCCACGUUCCGCUUGUCUCGGGCGCCGUGGACUACUCGUACUCUGUGAUCAAGUCGCACUCUAUUCUCUACCGCACCUUUUUGCUCGGCGAGAACGUGCUCGCCAAGUCGCUCGCCAUUGCUGAGCCCAUCACCUCGCGUCUGAGCACUCCCCUGAACAAGGCUGAUGGUCUGGCUCUGCAGACUCUCACCUUUGCCAAGUCCAAGUUCCCCUACCCCUUCGAGGUGAAGUGGGACGAUCUCUUUGCGAUCGUGCAGAAGCCCGUUGACCAGGCCAACGGUGUGGUUUCCAACUACAGGAACUACGCCCAGGGCCUCUACGACACCCACGUGAAGGAGAACGCCAAGAACCUCUACGACCAGACGAACAAGGCUGUCGAGCAGCUGCAGCAGAACGAGAACGUGUACCUCCAGCGCGCCGGCAACACGAUUGUCUCGAUCAACGAGAACCUCACCAAGAUCGCCCAGGACUGGUCCAAGAAGUCCAAGGCUGAGGUCGCUGAGGGUGAGAAGAAGGCGCAGGGCCUUGUCAACAACCUCUUCUCUGAACUCGAGAACCUGCAGAAGUUCGCCAAAGGCCUGCCUACCGAGGGCCAGAAGCGCCUUGCUCCCAUCAUCGACACCUUCUCCUCUACCUACAAGGAGGUGUACACCGAGGCCUUUGACUCGAAGCUCCCCAUCCAGGAGCGCGUCACCAAGGUGACUUCGUACCUGCGCAGCGAGACCCUUCCUGCCCUUCACAAGUCUGUGCACGAGGCAGAGGCUGCUGCUGGCAAGUCCGAGAAGGAGAUCUCCUCGAAACUCGAUGAGGUUGCCAAGGAGAUUGCUCCCUCCAAGUAA
Messenger RNA from Malassezia japonica, 900 nucleotides. RefSeq lists its product as uncharacterized. Bases 1 to 900 code for a protein of 299 amino acids. The transcript has 2 exons. Lineage: Eukaryota; Fungi; Basidiomycota; Malasseziomycetes; Malasseziales; Malasseziaceae. The record is from RefSeq and is a predicted model, not a curated record.